UUAUUUUAUACCUCUCCCAGGACCACCUCUUCCUACCCUCGACGCCGCUCCCCUCCUCUCCUAAUCCUCUUCCAAUCUCUUUCUCUAUCUCCAUCUAAUGGAGGAAGCCGCCAUAUCUUCUUCGUCCGCGCAAUUCGAAAUCCUACCUCCGCCCCCUUUAGAUUCCGAUAAACCUCCUCCACCACCACCGGAAACCCUAGAUCCCGGACUUCAUCCGCCGCCGCCCCCAGAAACCCUAAUGGAGCCAAAGAAUUCGGAGACCGACGGCCAGGUUCCGGCCGUAUCGAAGCCAGGGGGCUCCGAGAGGCCGCCGCCGAUCUUUGAGAAUGGCCUCGCCUUCACCCACAGCGGCACCGACAAGGACUGCUCCGGUGGUGAGGAGGACGCCAGCAGCCGCCGCCGCCGGCGCAGCCGGUGGGACCCUCCGGCGGAGUCCGACCAGAAUAGCGACGCCUCCUCCAGCAGCCGGAAGAGGAAGUCCCGUUGGGCGGAGGAGGAGCCCCAGGCCCUCAUCCAGCUUCCUGAUUUCAUGAAGGACUUCACCGCCGAUCUUGACCCCGAGGUCCAGGCCCUAAACGUGCGGCUUCUCGAUGUAAACCGCCGUCUCCAGUCCAAUUUGCCCCUCGAUGACCGCCCGGAGGGUGCACGAUCGCCUUCCCCUGAGCCCAUCUAUGACAACAUGGGCAUCCGGAUCAAUACAAGGGAGUACCGCGCUCGUGAGCGUCUCAACAAAGAAAGGCAGGAGAUCAUCUCCCAGCUCAUCCAGCGCAACCCGGCGUUCCGGCCACCGCCCGACUACCGCCCUCCCAAGCUCCAGAAGAAGCUGUACAUCCCCAUGAAGGAGUACCCUGGCUACAACUUCAUAGGCCUCAUCAUCGGGCCGAGAGGGAAUACACAGAAGAGGAUGGAGAAGGAGACUGGUGCCAAGAUCGUGAUCCGGGGAAAAGGUUCGAUUAAAGAAGGAAAAAUACCUCAAAAGAGGGACGCGAAGCCGGACCCCGUGGAGAAUGAGGACUUGCAUGUGUUGGUGGAAGCUGAGACACAGGAGUCUCUCGAUGCAGCUUGUGCUAUGGUGGAGAAGCUCCUGCAGCCAGUGGACGAAACGCUGAAUGAGCACAAGAGACAGCAACUGAGGGAGCUCGCGGCCCUCAAUGGAACCAUCAGGGAUGAGGAGUUCUGUCGGCUGUGUGGCGAGCCUGGGCACAGGCAGUAUGCUUGCCCCUCCCGUACCACCACGUUUAAGAGUGAUGUUCUCUGCAAAAUUUGUGGGGAUGGAGGGCAUCCCACCAUUGACUGCCCCAUGAAGGGAACGGGAAAGAAGAUGGAUGAUGAGUACCAGAAUUUCUUGGCUGAAUUGGGUGGGGCUGCCCCGGAGUCGUUCACCAAACAAAGCUCGGCCUUGCCCAUUCUUGGAUCAAAUAGUUCUGGGAGCAAUCCUCCUUGGGCUAGCGGUAGCAAUGCUGGAGGCACACAAGCCAAUGGAAUCAAGAAGGAAUAUGAUGAGACGAAUUUAUAUAUCGGGUACCUACCACCUACUCUUGAUGAUGAUGGUCUGAUCAGAUUGUUCUCGUCUUUUGGUGAUAUCGUGAUGGCCAAAGUUAUCAAGGACCGGAAUACUGGAUUGAGCAAAGGUUAUGGUUUUGUAAAGUAUUCUGAUGUGUCUAUGGCUCAACAGGCAAUAGCUAGUAUGAAUGGGUACAAUCUGGAGGGGAGAGUAAUAGCUGUGAGAGUGGCUGGUAAACCACCACAGCCUGCUGUGCCCCCUGGUCCUCCGGCUCCUCCAGCACCAAGCUACCAUGUUCCAAAUGCAUCAACUGGUGGAUACCCUCCUCAGCAGUAUAUGCCUCCCCCACCGCCGGGAAGUUAUGCUCCAGUCCCAUGGGGACCCCCAGUUCCACAUCCAUAUGCUUCUUAUCCUCCCCCACCGCCCCCUGGUUCUAGCAUGUACACUCCAGUUACCCCAUUUGGAGUGCAGUAUCCCCUUCCACAGCAGACUGUUCCUCCUGGUGCACCACCUCAGACCGUGCCUUCCAGCGAAGCAAUGCAGAAUUUUCCUCCUGGGGUGCAACCACAGAGUAGUAAUACAGGAACCGCACCUGUAUUGAGCAGCAUGUAUGGUGAUUCAGUAUCAGGAGUGGCUCCAUCUGCUCCUCCACCUGCAUAUCCACCGUCUUCUUUGGGAUAUCCAUCUUACUAUGCUCCAAUUCCACCACCUGUACCACCUCCUAGUGUUGAUCCCUCACAGAGCAUUGGAAAUGUACCAUGGGCCCUGAAUCCAUCAGCAUCUCAGCCUGCAUCAUCUGCAGAACAAUCGAGCACUUAUGGUGGAGAUACUGAGUAUGAGAAGUUCAUGUCAGAGAUAAAGUGAUGCCGAUCGGUCUUUCAUAUGAUAUGGGUAUUGCAAGGUCUUCCUGUCAUUAGUGUGGGUAUGCACUGUUUGAACUGUUUGGUAUGGAAUUACUUUAGGUGGUAAUUAGUUAUUGAAGAUUUUGAGCUUCUGCCUAUUUUAGAUUGUUUGCCUAAUGUACUUUCCAAGUUUCUAUGACAGAGGAGAAGACUCAUUACUUUGAGUUGUUAAGCAGUGGUUCAUCAGGUAAGUCAUGUGGUCGUAGACUCUGUCAGCUGAACUGGUAAUUGCCAGGUCGUGACAUCUCACAGUUUGUAGGUUUGCAUUCAUUUGUUCAGCAUAAAAUCCUAGUUAAUUGUUCUAGACUGCAAUUCUGUUGAUCAUGGUGUUUCUGAACAUGCCAUUUGCUGACCUUGCUUUCAUAGUUGAGGCUAACUCAUUGGGAGUGCAGAGACUGGUCCCAUGCACUUUUGUGCCUUGUUGCGUUAGCAUCAGUUGGAUUUUCUCGUCUAUUUUAAGAAGAAGCUGUUAAGGCAUGUCUUUUCUUUCUAUGCCUGCUUUAUUCAUAUUUUUCUAACACCAUUUACUAUAUUCAAAUGAAAAACUGAUUUUUCAAAAUAACGUCCCUCAGAUUGCAUUGAUGUCUGUCUCAUAAUUUGAUAAGUGAAGGCUCAGUUUGUCAAAUUUCUCAACUAUAGAUUAAUUUUAAGUAUUCCUAUUAUUUUUUCUAUGUAGUAUGCAAUAUGUGAUGUAAAAAAAAAAAGUGUUGUUGCUAAUUCAACCUCUCACUAUCAUGCAACUGACUUGGUAGUUUUAAGAUCAACCAGAGCUGUACCAUCUCAGCAAGCUCAUGAAGUUUGAUCCGUGCUAGCCUGGUGAUCAUACAAAGUGGAGCUUGCCAGGAGUUUGUGGCACCCAGCAUACAUUAAACAAGAGAACUGUUUAUGUGUGAACUAGAUAGGAACUUCCAGCUGUAUAUUGUGGUCAUGUGCUUUUGGUGAAUGACCACCCGUGUUGAAAGUAACGACUGGGUGGGGGGCUUAAAGAUUAGUUGGUCUCGCACUAAAACAAACCAGGAAGCCUAUCAAUAACUUGUGUAUAUUUUUGAACUCCGACAUCAAGUAUUAUGUUGAGGUAGAUUGUAAAGAUAACAUUGUAUUUUUAAACUGGCAAGAGGUAACACUUAAAUCAACCAGGUUUGUAGAA
Molecule: messenger RNA, 3553 nt
Organism: Elaeis guineensis (African oil palm)
Lineage: Eukaryota; Viridiplantae; Streptophyta; Magnoliopsida; Arecales; Arecaceae
Product: splicing factor-like protein 1
Biological process (GO): regulation of mRNA splicing, via spliceosome
Cellular component (GO): nucleus
Molecular function (GO): mRNA binding; zinc ion binding
Source: RefSeq, a predicted model, not a curated record